ACUUACAAAAGUUAACCAUCGACUAAAGUCUGACCAGCUACGUUGAUAACUUUAUCUUUACACCCAAUAUAUAUAUAUACAUAUAUAUAUUAACAAAUAUUUUAAAAAGUACUCUUAUUACAGUAUACGUUUAUUGGUGCGAAUCAGAACACGAAACCGGUCUAAAGAAGGAGGAGGAGAAGAAGAAGAAGAAGAAGAAGAAGAAGAAGAAGAAUAAGAAGAAGAAGAAGAAGAAGAAGGAGGAGGAGGAGGAGGAGAAGAAGAAGGAGGAGAAGAAGAAGAAGAAGAAGAAGAAGAAGGAACAAGGAAAACUUGUGGAAUAGUGAUACCUGAGCCCGUUACGUUAGUAUCAAUCUUUUCCCCAAGUCAACUUGGUAAAACACGUUUAUAAAGUGUGAUCAGAUACCGAAUUUAGAUAUAGAUAUAUUUUUUAAAAUAUAUAUAUAUAUAUUUAUAUCACGGUUUUUACUCAGUUCUUUGCUGACUUGUUUAGCUAGCUAACAGUAUCUAACGUUUUAGUUAGUUGGAACUUUGUUGUUUAGCGAGUUGUUGCUAGGUAGCUGCUAGCGAUAGCAUCACAUAGACUAUAUGUGAUAGCAUUAUGCUACAUGACUGUGGAUGCCAGUCAAAUGAAUACAAAAACACGUUAGCAUAUCUGCUACUGUACAAGUAACUGCAGCCGGCUAGCUGUUAGCUAUAUAAUGUAUAUUACAAUAGCGCUUGGUGGGAAUCUAUUCGUUUUAACAUUUUAGAGUUACUAACCUGACACAAGGGAUAUAAAUCAUUAUUUGCAUUCCGUGAGUCAAGACGAAAGUCCAAAUCACCUGUUGAAUGCACAGAAAGUGAUCAAGGAAGGAACUUCUGGACAUCCCAAAAAGCGCCAACUUGAAUGAAGAAACCACCAUCAUCAUCAUCAUCAUCAUCAUGAAAGUGACAGUGACAUUUGGACAGACGAGGGUCGUGGUUCCGUGUAAGGAGGGAUGGAAAGUCCGUGAUCUCAUUCAACAAGCCACACAGAGAUACAGAAAGUUAUUGGAACAGGAGGGUGACUUCCUGGUUCGUACCCACCAUGUGGAGUACUGUGACGGGGGCAUCCUGGACCCUGAUGAUGUACUGACUGACCUGGUGGAGGACAGAGACAAGCUGAUGGCCGUCUAUGAGGAGCAGGAGGCCCAGCGGAGAGGAGCUGUGAGUCCCAGAGCAGGAGCAACAGGAAGAACCAGCCAAGACCCCUAUGACGCCGAGGUCUCCGUCUUCCAGCCAAUCAGAGGAGGAGAGAUAGAGGUCAACUCCUCAGCUCUUAAAUCCAACACUCCCCUGCUUGUAAGGAGUAGCAGUGAAUCAGCCCUCAGCCCCCCAGUGGAGACGUCACAGCCCCCGCAGCCUCAGGAGCCCAACGACAGGCCUGGCCCUGAACCCCCCACGGGGGUGAACCAUGGACUGGACAAAACUGGAGGACACAGAGCUGAUGUCUCGACUACCAAACUCAACACAUUCUCUCUCAGCCUGACCAAGACAGUGGAGAUCUCAGGAGAACACGGUCCGCUGGGGAUCCACGUUGUUCCUUAUGUCUCCUCUCUCAGUGGACGGGCUCUGGGCCUGCACAUUCGUGGUGUGGAGGAGAACAGUCGCUCUAAGCGAGAGGGGAUCUUCCAGGACGAUGAGUGCAUUGUUAAAAUCAAUGAUACAGAGUUAAUGGACAAAUCCUUCACCCAGGCACAGGAAGUGUUCCGUCAUGCUAUGCGGUCCCCCAUGGUGCGUCUGGAAGUAGUUCCUGUCUCCAACAGGGAGAGGUACGAGAAGAGCCUGAUUGGUCAGCUCUUCAACCAACCGGGCAGUCCCAAAGUCACACCCAAGACUUCCUCUAAGGAGCCUCCUUCAAUCAAACCUGCCUUUAAGCCCUCUGACUCUCCUACUGCCCGAAUGGCUGAGGACAGCAGCAGCCUAGAGGGCCGACCAAUGGGAUCCCCCCAUCUCGCCCACCCUGUCCCCGUCAGCGUAUCCCCUGUCCCCAAGGAGAAGAGUGACAGCCCACUCCUGAAGAGGAGUCCCACCUUCUCUACCCUGGUGGGCUUCACCAGCAAGAAAGGAGGGAAGAGACUGAAGAUCGAUUUAAAGAAAGGUCCCGAGGGUCUGGGCUUCACAGUGGUGACCAGGGACUCGUCUGUCCACGGUCCUGGUCCUAUCCUGGUCAAGAACAUCCUGCCGCGCGGGGCCGCCGUCAAAGAUGGACGCCUGCAGUCAGGUGAUCGGAUCUUGGAGGUGAAUGGUGUGGACAUCAGCAGGCGCAGCCAGGAGGAGUUGGUGUCCAUGUUGAGGAGCACCAGACAGGGAGACUGUGUUGCUCUGCUUGUGGCCAGACAGGAAGAUGUUUUCCUGCCCAGAGAACUGAAGGAGGAGGAGGCACGUGCUGUCCUGCUGUCCGAGGAAGGGAAGGAGCAGCUGAUGUUUGAGGUUCCUCUGAAUGACACAGGGUCCGCUGGUCUAGGCAUCAGCCUGAAGGGCAACAAGUCCAGGGAGACAGGAGAAGACCUGGGCAUCUUCAUCAAGUCCAUCAUCCAUGGUGGAGCUGCGUACAAGGACGGUCAUCUGCGUGUCAACGACCAGCUGAUAGCGGUGAACGGAGAGUCUCUCCUGGGGAAGUCGAACCAUGAAGCCAUGGAGACCCUGAGGAGAUCCAUGUCUAUGGAGGGGAACUUGAGGGGCACGAUACAGCUGGUGGUGCUACGAGCCCUGGUCCAAUCAGAGGAUCCAUUUGUCCCUUCGAACCAGUCUUUUGAUGCCUCUGUCAGCUGCCCAGCCAGAUCAGCUAACAACUCAGCAGCCCAGCUGCCUGUGGUCAACAACGUCAUCUAUGAGAGAUCUAAUGUCUUUAAUGGAAGUUCCGCCCACGUUGGUGAAGAGGAUGACGACGAGGAGCUGACUCUUAUAUCUCCCCGUCAGGAAGCCCUGAGUCUAGCCCCAGGGGAUAGCUCCACCAGGCCCAUCCCUGGACCAGUCCCAGGUGAUAGCUCCACCAGGCCCAUCCCUGGACCAGUCCCAGGGGAUAGCUCCACCAGGCCCAUCCCUGGGCCGGCCCCGGGGGAUAGCUCCACCAAGCCCAUCCCUGGACCACAGCUGGCCCAGUUUCAGUACCACCACACCAAGACCUCCAAGACCUCCAAGAGCAUGGACCUGGUGGCAGAUGAAAGCAACGUGGGAUCACUAGCAGGCCACAGGUCAGAGCCCUCCCCGGCCGUGGACCUUGGUCCUACCUUGGGUUUGAAGAAGUCCAGUUCUCUGGAGAGUCUGCAGACGGCCAUGUCAGAGGUCAGGAAGAAUGAGCCCCUCCCCUUUCACAGGCCACGCCCCCACAUGGUCAGGGGGAGGGGCUGUAACGAGAGCUUCAGAGCGGCCAUUGACAAAUCUUACGACGGACCAGCUGAUGAAGAUGAUGAUGACCUGUCAGACCAGAGUUCAGGAAGGGACACCCCUGCCAGCGGCUCCUCUCGCCAGGGCGUGGGGGAAGAGGAGAGGCAAGACAAGAAGAAGAAGGCCAAAGGAACGAAGAAAGAGAAGCAGUCCAACAGUAAAGGAAAGAAGAUAACGGAGGACGUGGACGAGUCAGACAAGAAGGCCAAGAAGAAGAAAGGUUUUGGUUUACUGAGAUUUGGAAAGAAGAAAGAUGCGAAGGUAAAGAAAGCAGAAGCCAAAGCCACGCUAUUAGAGACAGAAGUCCGAGGUUCUGAGUGAAGAGGAGCUGGAGAGGAUGAAAGAGGAGAGAGAA
Messenger RNA from Oncorhynchus keta (chum salmon), 3766 nucleotides. Its product is annotated as partitioning defective 3 homolog B-like. The record is from RefSeq and is a predicted model, not a curated record. Gene Ontology annotation, cellular component: apical junction complex; cell cortex; apical plasma membrane. Bases 925 to 3732 code for a protein of 935 amino acids. The transcript has 18 exons. Gene Ontology annotation, molecular function: phosphatidylinositol binding; protein binding. Gene Ontology annotation, biological process: microtubule cytoskeleton organization; cell adhesion; intracellular protein localization. Lineage: Eukaryota; Metazoa; Chordata; Actinopteri; Salmoniformes; Salmonidae.